Messenger RNA from Phragmites australis (common reed), 2290 nucleotides. Its product is annotated as vacuolar protein sorting-associated protein 9A-like. Lineage: Eukaryota; Viridiplantae; Streptophyta; Magnoliopsida; Poales; Poaceae. The record is from RefSeq and is a predicted model, not a curated record. Bases 6 to 1334 code for a protein of 442 amino acids. Gene Ontology annotation, biological process: vesicle-mediated transport. The transcript has 8 exons. Gene Ontology annotation, molecular function: small GTPase binding; guanyl-nucleotide exchange factor activity. Gene Ontology annotation, cellular component: endocytic vesicle; cytosol.
ACAGGAUGUAUGUUAGAUGGAUAGCAACCUGUGUGCGUUCUAAAUACAUAAUUUGUCGAACCGAGCGACGGUUCUCAUCAUCCAUUGCCACACUGCAAGUGCUAUGCUAUGCAGAUUGCAGAGACUUCACCAGUUCACUUGGACAUUGUCAGGAACGGUGGAAAAGGAAACAAGAACCGGAAGCCUACCCGCGCACACGGUACGGCUCCUCCUUGCACACGGCACACGCAAACAGCACGAGGUCAGCACGGUCGCUGGCGACGCCUUGCGAUGGAGAGCCCCACGUCGGCGACGUCGCGGCCGGACUUCUACGACUUCCUCGACCGCAUGCGCCGCCCCGCCGCCGCCGGCCUCUUCCGUUCCAUCAAGAGCUUCGCGCUCGCAGCUUCCUGGUGUCCUUCUCCUUCCACGAGCCCAACGCCGAGGACGGCAGCAAGGUCCAGGCCUUCCUCGCGGAGAUGGAGAGCGCCAUCAGGGACCACCCGCUCUGGGCCAGCGCCACCAAUCAGGAGAUUGACCACGCGCUCGAGGGCCUUGAGAAGUACGUCAUGACGAAGUUGUUCAACCGCACGUUUGGAUCGUCCGCGGAGGACGCGAUCACCGACAUGGAGAUCUCGGAGAAGAUUGGUCUCCUGCAGCAGUUUGUUAAGCCUCAGCACUUGGAUAUACCCAAGGUUCUGCAUAACGAGGCGUCCUGGCUGGUUGCAGUUAAAGAGUUGCAGAAGAUCAAUUCCUACAAAGCACCACGUGAGAAGCUUCUAUGCGUCAUGAGCUGUUGCCAAGUCAUUAAUAACUUGCUUCUGAAUGUAUCAAUGUCAAAUGAUCGAACACUAUCUGGGGCCGAUGAAUUCCUUCCUAUUCUUAUCUAUAUUACUAUUAAGGCCAAUCCUCCUCAGCUGCACUCAAAUCUGAAGUUUGUUCAGCUCUUCAGAAGAGAAACAAAGCUUAUCUCAGAAGUCGAAUAUUAUCUGACAAAUCUCAUUUCAGCAAAGAUGUUUAUAAUAAAUGCCAAUGCCCGCUCACUAUCUAUGGAAGAAAGUGAGUUUCAGAAGCAUAUGGAAUUGGCAAGACUAAGUACUCAAAUAUCUGUUGCUAGCCCUAGUAGUUCACAGGGACUUCCUGCAUCGGCCAAGGCACUUCACGAGGAAAGUGAUAUAGCAGGCUCCAGAUUCCCCUUCAUGGACUCAGAAACCGAAAGUUUGACAACAGGGGAAGUCAAGCAAUUGCAUGACCUCUAUAGGCAAGUAGUCACCAGAUAUACACUACUGUCUAAAGCUUUAAGAAAGUUAUCCAUAGAUGAGGAUCAGCUCCUUAAUUCAGUACAUGAUUCAUGAAGUGAUCUGAAGAUGCUGGGUAGAGUUGGUAUCAAUUAAUUAUGAGCAGCCUCCAUAUCCACAAUACUCAUGCAAGUUCAAAUGGAGAAAACACAUGCACCCUGUUUCCAUUGGUUGCAGCCUCAUAGGAAAAAGAAUGAGGUCUUACACUCAUGCUUGUUCCUCCUUCAGAUCUCAAUGCAUGUAUGUGCUAGAAGGCUCCAUCAAGUCCAACGCGAUACAGGGCUAUUACCUGUGAAUUGGGCCUUGUGCAUGGCAGAUGCUGCUUUUCGCUAUGAGGUGUCCUCACAGUCAGCCAGAAAUUGAGUAGCUCUUCUUCCAAAUUAGUGGACCCAGAGGGAGGCAUUGAAGUGAAACAUCUACCAACAAGAUAUAACUAGCGCCACCUAUGCACGGUUAGCUCAUGCUGAUGCUUCGGCUGGUGAUCCUUGUUAUGUCUGAUGGAUUUCCCAACAUCAGUUCUGUGCAAAACAGAAAAUUGACGAUUUCACAACUUAUUGCUCGAGCCAUCAACUUCUAAACGUCUUAACAGUAUUUUGGCGCUGAUAGGCUUCCUGCAAUGGAGAGAGUGAAUUCUGACACGGAACGCAGGACACAUUAGGACUUCUGGGGAAGGCAGGGAUGGAGAGGGAGUACCAUAGGCUGGAAAAAUUCUGAAGCCCGUCAUGCUGUACAACUAUGCUUUGUUGAUUGCGACAUUCUGUAGUUUUUUUUCUUUGGAAUACGUAGAAGAAAUGUGUAUAUUUGUAUUAAGUAGAAGAAAUGUAUAUCUUUGUAUUAAGUAGAAGAAAGUUGACAGUGUUCUGUAGUUAAUGUCGAGCCUUGAGGUUUGAGCAUUGUAGUAUUAGGAAAAGGAUGGAAUUGUGCUACACAUUAAUGGGAUGUUAUGGCAAUGUACUGGGGGAGCUAAUCUGCGGAAAUUGGAACAAAGGAACUUACAUGUUCGGUUACAAAAA